AUUGUGUUACUGUCUGUUGUCAAUUUCUCCUUGUUAAUGGGGUUAAGCUUGACUGAUGCUCUUCCUCUCCCACCUCCCAAAAGACCUGCAAAAUACAAGCUAAUUACUCAGGGUACAGGAAAUUUACAAACUGAAGUAUUAGAGCCUAACAAGGAGCAAAUUCCGGUUGAGUUGGAGAAGAAGAUGAAGGAGGCUUGUGCUGCCGUUGGCGCCUACUUUGUCGCCUACCUUGAAGAGCAGAAAGCCAGUCUCGGAGCACAAAGGGAGUCUAGAGCUGUGAAUGCCGAAGAGGAGGAAAGUGCCGACCAAGCCAAGGAAACUGCAGAUGACGAUUACUAGGAAGCGGCUGUGGCUGGUCCUGCACAGAACCGAUCAAAUAAUAUUUGAUUUGCCCGUUGUUUUAUAAUAUAAAAGUUUGAAAAUUUUAAAACUUGAGUUAGUUGUUUUGUAAAUUAAGGUUUUUAUGUCAA
Rubroshorea leprosula is the source of this 470-nucleotide messenger RNA. The record is from the annotation of a GenBank genome assembly. Lineage: Eukaryota; Viridiplantae; Streptophyta; Magnoliopsida; Malvales; Dipterocarpaceae.